This is a messenger RNA of Haemorhous mexicanus (house finch), 1260 nucleotides long. RefSeq names its product chromosome 13 C15orf40 homolog (gene C13H15orf40). The coding region runs from base 75 to 494 and encodes 139 amino acids. Gene Ontology annotation, cellular component: cytoplasm. The transcript is spliced from 4 exons. The record is from RefSeq and is a predicted model, not a curated record. Lineage: Eukaryota; Metazoa; Chordata; Aves; Passeriformes; Fringillidae.
CCGGCCGGGCCGUGCGGAGCGCGCAGGCGCCUCGGGGCGGGCCCGGCGCGGUUGCCGGAAGAGCCGCCCCGGGCAUGCCGAGCCUCGCUGGGUUCCUGCGGGUGCGGGCGGCGCCGGUGCGGAGCGGCGGGGCCAUGCCCGGGAAGGGAAAAGCAGCCGCCAAGGGCCCCGCGGAGCCGGGCGCCGCCGCGGGACCGGUGGUGGCGGCGGGCGGCGGCUCCGUGAGGGUGGCGGUGCGCGCCAAGCCCGGUGCCCGCUGCAGCGCCGUCACAGAUGUGACGGCUGAGGCAGUAGGUGUAGCUAUUGCUGCACCUCCGUCGGAAGGGGAGGCAAAUGCAGAGCUAUGUCGUUACCUCGCUAAGGUGCUUGAAGUGAAGAAGAGUGAUGUUGUUUUAGAGAAGGGGAGUAAAUCACGUGACAAAGUGGUGAAGAUUGCGGUAUCAGCGACGCCAGAUGAGAUUUUAGAAAAACUGAAAAAAGAAGCUUCCAGUUGACCUAAAACAAGAGCAGGAAAUAGGAAAAAGCAUCUUGGUACAUGGACUCGUAUUCUUUCUUACUUAGUGCAGUGCUGUUGAGAGUGUGGGCAAUGACUACAGGAAGAUACUUCUUUCCCCUCCCCUUGUAAAUACAGGUGCUGUACAGUGGAAGAUUUUCUGUAGGUUUGGUUAGAAAACUGAGACUCUGUAUCUGCUUCUGUCAAUGCAGACUUCCUUCUACUCUGGAUGGAGUCCUGUGGGUAAGAUUUGUCCUCUUUCCUGGUCCCUAAACAAAUAGUUUAGGAAAUUUUUUUUUUUUUUUUUUUUUUUUUUUUUUUUUUUUUUUUUUUUUUUUGUGGAGCAAAUGUUGGUUAACAAAGUGAGGGGUUUGGAGUGACAGCCUUUCAUGUGGAAAGUGGUACAAAAGGACAAACCUGGAUGGCAGAGGCAUAAAAGAGACUGUUCUCUCUGAUGUCUCACAGCAGGUGCAGCUUUUCACUGUGGGCACUUACAGAUAUCUAAAAUAAAUGUCUUUUGAAGCCAGUGUGCUGUUGUUGAUCACACAGACAAGCUGAAAGUAGACUCUCCUGAGCAACUGAAAGAAAACCAGAAGUUUUCAGUAUGAAAAACCAGCACAGGACCUGGUCAUUGCACACGUGGGGGCACUUUGUAACAGUCUGUAAAUAGUUCCCUUAAAAGUAGAGAUAUGGUCAUUUAUAUCUUUGCCAAUUGUACGUCACCUGUAAUGACUGUUUUUAAUAAAAGGGCCAAAAAGUAUUAUCAA